AUGCACAACAAAGUCCGCGUCGCUGCCGUUCAGGCCGAGUGCUGCUACUUCGACCUCCAAGCUGCGGUAGAGAAGACAUGCAAAUUGAUCGUUCAAGCUGCAUCCAAGGGUUGCGACAUGGUCGCCUUUCCUGAAGUGUGGAUUCCAUGCUAUCCGGGCUGGAUCUGGCAACGACCUAUCGACUUUGAGAUGGUCGGAGAUUACAUGAAGAACUCUUUGAAGAUCGACUCACCAGAGAUGGAACGCAUCUGCGCUUGCGCUGGCGAGAACAGAAUCUCAGUCAUGCUCGGCUUCUCCGAGAACUACGACAACUCCUUGUACCUCGCUCAGGCUUUCAUCGGCAAGGACGGAAAGAUCAAGAUGAACCGCCGCAAGAUCAAGCCUACCCACGUUGAGCGUACGCUCUACGGUGAUGGCAGCGGUGCCUCGCUUCUCAAUGUCGUUGACGAACCAGGUGUUGGAAGAGUUGGCGGGCUUUCGUGCUGGGAACACUCUCAACCUCUGUUGCGUUAUCACACCUACUCUCAGGGUGAAGACAUUCAUGUCGCCGCUUGGCCCCCGAUGAACUAUUACAAGUCUUUCCCGGAAGGCUCCGCUCUUUGGUCACAGUGUCGUGAAGGUGCCCACAACCUCUCCACAACGCAUGCCAUUGAGGGCAACUGCUUUGUCGUUCUCGCAAGCUCCUUCUUCACUAAAGAAGGCGUCGACAGAAUGCAAUUGGGCGACGGAAAGCUUUACCAUAUCGGAGGUGGUGGUUGCGCUGCCAUCAUCGCACCUGACGGCAGAAAAUUGACUGAGGACCUUGGUGAAGAAGAGGAGGGGCUCCUGAUCGCGGAUUGCGAUCCUGAUGAGAUCCUCAAGGUCAAAGCUAUGCUUGACGUUCACGGUCACUACAGCAGGCCUGACUUGCUUUGGCUCGGUGUAGAUUACAGAGAAAAGAAGCAGGUCAGAGCAGAAGGUGCCGAGAACCCUCUCCUCUCUUGA
Molecule: messenger RNA, 984 nt
Organism: Aureobasidium melanogenum CBS 110374
Lineage: Eukaryota; Fungi; Ascomycota; Dothideomycetes; Dothideales; Saccotheciaceae
Product: carbon-nitrogen hydrolase
Exons: 3
Coding region: 1-984 (327 amino acids)
Molecular function (GO): catalytic activity
Source: RefSeq, a predicted model, not a curated record